Messenger RNA from Dipodomys ordii (Ord's kangaroo rat), 1482 nucleotides. It is a transcript of the gene Taf7l, whose product is annotated as TAF7-like RNA polymerase II, TATA box binding protein (TBP)-associated factor, 50kDa. Gene Ontology annotation, molecular function: RNA polymerase II general transcription initiation factor activity. Gene Ontology annotation, cellular component: transcription factor TFIID complex. Bases 1 to 1482 code for a protein of 493 amino acids. Gene Ontology annotation, biological process: RNA polymerase II preinitiation complex assembly; transcription initiation at RNA polymerase II promoter. The transcript has 13 exons. The record is from RefSeq and is a predicted model, not a curated record. NCBI's taxonomy places the organism in Eukaryota, Metazoa, Chordata, Mammalia, Rodentia, Heteromyidae.
AUGGCGAGUGGGGAGGGAGAGCCAACCAGUGUAGCUGAAAGUGAUUUAACACCUUCCACCUCGAUGGAAAUCGAGGACAGAGAAACCCAAGUUCCUGACAACCAUCCUACUGAGGCUGUUUGUGAUAGCAGCACCGACGUAACAGGGGACAGAGUGCCCGAAGUUGCUGUGGAACAUGGAGAUCCAACUGAUGCGGUUAGCAGCAGCGUGGAGGCUGAGAAAAAGACUACUCCAAGCGAAACACCAAACAAACCACCCAGCCAACCAACAAGCCGACCCGCAGGGAAAAAGACCGGUAGAAGCGUGACCGAACCUCCCUAUGAACUUGAGAACCAUUUUAUAAUGCGUCUGCCUAUGGAACAUGCUUGUACUGUUAGGAACCUAAUACAUUCCAGAAGUGUCCCUAUGAGGAAUAAACUGAAAAUUGACUUACAUUCUGAUGGACGUCAUGGGAUUGUUCAGAUAGAAAAUGUCCGACUAUCUGCUAAAAUGGUUGAUUUGCCUUGUGUUAUUGGAAGCUUGAAAACUCUUGAUAAGAAAAGCUUUUAUCAAACGGGGGAUAUUUCCCAGAUGCUUGUGUGCAAUGAUGGUGGUGUCCAGCCAUCUCCAGAGGAAGCAGUUACUUCCACCAACCAUAGCAUGACUGGGACUAAUAAUGAGGAAAAAAAGAAAAAAUAUGCCUGGAAACAUGGUAUUGCGGCACCACUUAAGAAUGUCAGAAAGAGAAGGUUCCGAAAAGUCAAAAAAAAGGUCCCUGAUGCCAAGUCAGCUGAAGAAAUGAGCUUUUUUGAGGAACUGGGUACUUCUCCAAAAAACAAGGGGUUAAAUGACAGUAGUAGUAGUUCCUCCCAAACCCUGCUUCAGUUCAUUGACUCUCCAGAAGUGGAAAAGGAAGUGAAGAGACUGCUCUUUUCAGAUGCUGAAGCCAUCAACAUACGAUGGGAAGUUGUUGCUGAUGAGGAAAACAAGGAAACAGAAUUUCAAAGAUGCCUUUCAGACUCUCCAGUAUCUCCAGGAACUGGUGACUAUAAGGAGAAUUAUAGCUUAUCAGAAUAUGAGAGACUGCGGAAGAUGUUCAGUGAUUCUAGCAGUAGCAGUGAAGAUGAUGAUAAAUGUAACAAAGAUGAAGGAGAUGAUGAUGAUGAACUCAUAGAGGUGGAAGAAGAGGAAGAUGAUGGUUUUGAAGAGGAUCAAGAAAGGAUACUACGAGCCAGAAUUCUCGAAGUCAGGAAGUGUGAAAGAAUAGAAGAUACCUGUGAGCUAGUUUUGGAACUUCAGAAGCAGAUUUAUUUUAAGGAGAAAAAACUGCAAAGGAUUCAGAACAAAGCAGAAAGACAGAAGACGAUCAUCAGGAAAGUGGAUAACCUACCCCUAAAGGCUCAUUUGCAUUCUGUGCUGGAGCAGCUUAGGUUACAAGAAAAGGAAAGGCAGAAUCAGCUUUUUUUCCUUCAGGAACAAUUGAGGUACUUUCAGAAGAAGUGA